This is a messenger RNA of Symbiodinium necroappetens, 1449 nucleotides long. NCBI's taxonomy places the organism in Eukaryota, Dinophyceae, Suessiales, Symbiodiniaceae. The record is from the annotation of a GenBank genome assembly.
AUGCAAAAGCGAUUGCUGUUGCUUGUCUUCUGUCUCUCACAGAUCAGCUUUGGGACCUAUGAUGCAGAACGAAAGAUCGAGCAUGCACGCUUGUAUGGGAAUGUGGACUACUACGCCUAUUAUUUUGUGGACCUUGUCGUGGGCACCCCUCCGCAGAGAGUUUCGGUGAUUCUGGACACUGGCUCCGGCGUUUGUGCUUACCCGUGUGCUAAUUGUGGACACUGUGGCCAUCAUAUUGACCCGGCGUUCGACAUUGGAAAGAGUAGCACAGCGAGAUGGCUUCAGUGCUCAUCGGGCCGUUGUCCUGUUGGGCGUUGCCAGUCGGGAAAAUGCAGCUACUACCAAGGCUACACGGAGGGGUCUUCGAUCUCAGGCUUCUGGUUCGAGGACAUGAUCAGCCUUGGAGACAUGAUCCAGCACAACCCACAGGUCAAUGCCAGGAUGGGAUGUCAUUCCAAUGAGAACAACUUGUUCUUCACCCAAAAGGCAAACGGAAUUAUGGGCAUCGGCCCCUCUGCGCUCAGCGGCCAAGCCAUUCUGGACAAAAUCUUUAAGGACCGUGAGCAUGUUACCCACAAAGUCUUCUCCAUCUGCCUGGCAGAGUGGGGGGGGCAAUUCAACGUGGGGGGCUUUGACGAGUCGUUGCACUCAGGCCAAGUCAAAAGGAUUCGCUUGAAACCAGGUGGCUUCUACAGUGUCCAGUUGACUGCCAUGAAGGUGAAUGGAGUCUCUAUUUCCACAACAUGGGGCAGCACCAUGAUUGACAGUGGCACGACGUACACCUACAUGCGCAGCAGUAACUACAGGGCGCUGAUGAGCGCCAUUGAGACUUAUUGCCGAGGUCACCAGUGCGGCGGCACAAAACAUGGCACGAAGUGCUGGACAUUGCCCCAUGGACCAGAGAAGUUUCCCCACAUCUCUGUCAUUUUUGAUGGCGUGGAGACGAAGUGGGUUCCAAAAGCGUACUUUUACAGGAAAGGGAGAACCGACACUUACUGCUACGGCUUCGAAGAUGACGGCCCUCGUGCGAACACUGUGCUGGGGGCGGUUUGGAUGACGCACCAGGACGUCAUUUUCGACAUGGAAAAGAACGAAGUCGGAAUCGCUCCGGCAAGUUGUCCGGAGUACAAAGAUCGUGACCGACCAUCGCAUUCAGCAAAGGCUCCGCUCGAUGUCGGCCAGACAAAGGGACAGCCUGGCAGCGAGCGCGAUCCGCAGCGAGCGCGGAGGUGGGGGCUCAUGUGGAGCCUUUCAACGCUGCAGGUCAAAAGCACGGUGCCAAGCAGCACCACCGCUCCAUCCAACCAGGAUGCCAUCCCUGCUCGGUUCUUGGGACAAGAUCCCCUGCACUUCAUCGGGGCCAUCGUGGCUGGAGUUCUGAGCGUGACCUGGAGCACAUGGCACGUCAAACUGAAAGAAGACGAGGAGUCUGGCAUGUGCUGGUCCUAG